This is a messenger RNA of Loxodonta africana (African savanna elephant), 4570 nucleotides long. It is a transcript of the gene CPT1A, whose product is annotated as carnitine palmitoyltransferase 1A. Bases 102 to 2423 code for a protein of 773 amino acids. The transcript has 19 exons. Gene Ontology annotation, molecular function: carnitine O-palmitoyltransferase activity. Gene Ontology annotation, cellular component: mitochondrion. NCBI's taxonomy places the organism in Eukaryota, Metazoa, Chordata, Mammalia, Proboscidea, Elephantidae. Gene Ontology annotation, biological process: carnitine metabolic process; fatty acid metabolic process. The record is from RefSeq and is a predicted model, not a curated record.
CCGCCGGCUUCUCACUUCGCUGCUGCCGCUGCUGCUGCUGCUGCUCCCGUCGCCGCCGCCGCCGCAGCUGCGCCUGGGCUGUGACUCGGUGACCAUUCACGAUGGCAGAAGCUCACCAAGCCGUGGCCUUUCAGUUCACCGUCACCCCAGACGGGAUCGACCUCCAGCUGAGCCAUGAGGCCCUUAAACAAAUCUAUCUCUCUGGACUUCAUUCCUGGAAAAAGAAGUUCAUCAGAUUCAAGAAUGGAAUCAUCACGGGCGUUUACCCAGCCAGUCCCUCAAGCUGGCUUAUCGUGGUGGUAGGCGUAAUGUCAACCAUGUACGCCAAGAUCGACCCCUCACUGGGAAUCAUCGCAAAAAUCAACCGGACCCUCGACACGACCGGCUACAUGUCGGACCAGACGAAGAACAUCGUCAGCGGCAUCCUUUUUGGCACCGGCCUGUGGGUGGCACUCAUUAUCACCAUGCGUUACUCCCUGAAGGUGCUGCUCUCCUACCACGGGUGGAUGUUUAAUGAGCAUGGCAAGAUGAGCCGCACGACCAAGAUCUGGAUGGGUAUGGUGAAGAUUUUUUCAGGCCGAAAGCCCAUGUUGUAUAGCUUCCAGACCUCACUGCCACGCCUUCCUGUUCCGGCUGUGAAAGACACCGUGGACAGGUAUCUGGAGUCAGUGAGGCCCCUCAUGAAGGAGGAGGACUUCAGACGGAUGACAGAGCUGGCGCAGGAUUUUGCCAUCAACCUUGGACCAAAAUUGCAGUGGUACUUGAAGCUAAAAUCCUGGUGGGCUACAAAUUACGUGAGUGACUGGUGGGAAGAGUACAUCUACCUCCGAGGACGGGGACCACUAAUGGUCAACAGCAACUACUAUGCCAUGGACUUACUGUACAUCCUGCCGACGCACAUCCAGGCGGCCAGGGCGGGCAACGCCAUCCAUGCCAUCCUGCUCUACAGACGCAAGCUCGACCGGGAGGAGCUCAAACCUCUUUGUCUUUUGGGGUCCACCAUUCCACUCUGCUCUGCCCAGUGGGAGAGGCUGUUCAACACUUGCCGGAUCCCAGGGGAGGAGACAGAUACCAUCCAGCACCUAAAAGACAGCAAGCACAUUGUCGUGUACCACAGAGGGCGCUACUUCAAGGUCUGGCUCUACCAUGACGGCCGGCUGCUGAAGCCCCGGGAAAUCGAGCAGCAGAUACAGAAGAUUCUGGACGACCCGUCUGAGCCCCAGGCGGGAGAAGCCAAGCUGGCGGCCCUCACUGCAGGAGAGAGGGUGCCCUGGGCCAAGUGCCGCCAAACGUACUUUGCACGUGGGAAAAAUAAACAGUCUCUCGAUGCCGUGGAGAAGGCGGCCUUCUUUGUGACACUGGAUGAAACUGAGCAAGGAUACAAGAAGGAAGACCCCGACAUGUCGAUGGACAGCUACGCCAAGUCCCUGCUGCAUGGCAAAUGUUUCGACAGGUGGUUUGACAAGUCGUUCACGUUUAUUGUCUUCAAAAACGGCAAAAUUGGCAUGAAUGCAGAGCACUCCUGGGCGGACGCCCCCAUCGUAGGCCACCUUUGGGAGAGUGUCUUAGCCACCGACAGCUUCCAGCUGGGCUACGCCGAGGACGGGCACUGUAAGGGGGACAUCAACCCGAACAUCCCGUACCCCACCAGGCUGCAGUGGGAGAUCCCAGAGGAGUGUCAAGAGGUGAUAGAGACAUCCCUGAGCACCGCAAACCUUCUGGCCGAUGACGUGGAUUUUCACUCUUUCCCGUUCACCACUUUUGGGAAAGCCUUGAUCAAGAAGUGCCGGACGAGCCCGGAUGCCUUCGUCCAGCUGGCCCUCCAGCUGGCUCAUUACAAGGACAUGGGCAAAUUCUGCCUGACAUACGAAGCCUCCAUGACACGGCUCUUCCGCGAGGGCAGGACAGAGACCGUACGCUCCUGUACCGCAGAGUCCUGCAACUUUGUGCUGGCCAUGAUGGACCCAGGCCAGACGGUCGAACAUCGGCUCAGGUUAUUCAGGAUGGCCUCUGAGAAGCAUCAGCUGCUGUACCGCCUGGCGAUGACAGGCUCUGGCAUCGAUCGCCACCUCUUCUGCCUCUAUGUGGUGUCCAAGUACCUGGCCGUCGACUCCCCUUUUCUUAAGGAAGUCUUAUCUGAGCCUUGGAGGUUGUCCACCAGCCAGACCCCUCAACAGCAGGUUGAGCUGUUUGACCUGGAAAGGAAUCCAGAAUACGUGUCCAGCGGAGGGGGCUUUGGUCCGGUCGCUGACGAUGGUUACGGCGUGUCGUACAUCCUGGUGGGGGAGAAGCUCAUCAACUUCCACAUCUCUUCCAAGUUCUCCAGCCCUGAGACCGACUCUCAUCGCUUUGGGAAGCACCUGAAACAAGCCAUGGUGGACAUCAUCACUCUGUUUGGGUUCAGUUGUAAUUCCAAAAAAUAAUUCCAGAGAGCCACUCCAAAAGGAAGAGAACUCUUUUCAUAAAAACCAAAUGAAAAAUAGGUAUUAAUCCUGAGGGUAGUUCAGGGUGAAAAAUUACUCUUAAAAAAAAUUCAGAAGUUUUCCUUCCAGCAAAGAUUUGGUCUUUUUGUUUUUCUAGAAUAGUAGCCUCCGUCUUGUGAAAUAUAACCCUACUACUUCCGGGUAUAUCUUCAUACUACUCCCGGGUCACUCUGUGACCAUUUGGUAAGGUCCCCCUAAAAUCUUGGCACCAGCUCGUGUUUAUUAAGGGAUUGGAACGUUGCUGAGCUCAUUGAGGGAUUAGUGGGGCUAUGACUUCACAUCUCCUGGAAGUGGAAACAGCCUUCCUCCUCAGUGGUGACUGAAUACCUGGGCCUGAAGGGCAUUUAACUUUACCAGAGCAAUGCCAGCGUUUGUUUUGUUAAAAGAAAAGGGGUUGUCCAAGUCGGAGGUGUUAACAGUCACAGGUAACACUCAUAUAAUACAUUAGCUAAACGUGCUAUGCUUUUGGAAACAGAUUAUUGUCACUGCGGGUAGCUCUGUCAUUGUCUAGUUUGGUAGUCUGUGUUUGCCUCUCUUAUUUUAAGGAAGGUAGUGGUCAUGUCUGUAGCUUCACUGACCUUGUAUGUCUUCAAAACUCAGUGCCUUAAUCACGAAAGGCCCUAAAUGCAAGGGAGACUGAAGGAUUUAUUUGUGGAAUUGUGGGUGUAUUACUCCCCUCUCAGUUGAACUGAGUACAGAUAACCCUAAAUACACUUUUUCCUGUGGUUGCCCCCUAUCCAUACAAAGGAGACUUCCCUUAUGAAGGCAGCUGUGCUGGAUUCCCCUAACUGAAAUGCCUUCCUCUCAUAACGAAGCAAAAAAGGAGCUAAGUGGUGUGUGACUGAGCUGGGGAGCAAGGGACAAAACGGUCAAAUAGUAUGUGUCUGGGGAGUUCACCGAAGAAUAGAACAUAAUACAUGCCUCAGGGUUACUUUAGCUUACCCCAACAGAGGAGAGCACAAGAUUUACUACCAAGAAAGGAGCAGAACCUGAGAAAGGGCCAGGAGGAUUCUUUAAUCCCACCUGCAGAGAAAGAAGACCCAUUCUGGGGGCGAUGGGAACCAUCCGCCAGGUCAUCUUGGUGGCAGAUAGAACUGCUGCAGGUCACGGGUGCUAGGUCUCCACACAGCCUGUCGUUUUGAUGGGAGUGCUUUCUUCAGAGAGAGUCACAUUUGACCAAGAAACAAUUAUGCACUGAAUCUUCUUCAGUACUUGAUGUAAAAAUAAAGUAUCAUGCGAUGAAAUUCCCACUGCCUCUGGGCCACAAUGACAAGCUUGCCUGUCCACCUUUUUAAUUGCGUAUUUAUUUUUCUGACCACUUUUAUUCUUGUGGGGCUUCCCUCCUUAGGGGUUCUGCUGUCCAGUAUGACAAACACGAGGGCUGAACUAUCGGAGUGGACGAAGGCACUUGCUAAAGAGCAUAUGCGUAUUUCAUUUGCCUAUUUGUCAUGUAAAAAUCCCACCUAAAUGGGCCAAAGAUUUUUUUUCCCCUCCUAAAAACAAGAAGAAAUGAAAACAGAAGACAAAACGAUACCAACCACAGUAACAAACCCCCUCCCCCUGCCCCGAUUGUUCGCAGCGUGUAGUUAAGGAGGUUAGAGGCGGGAAGGCCCUCUCCCCGGUCAAGUGUGGCUUCCAGUCCAACACCACAGCCGGCCAGCGCUAAUCACCACGAGAGCAGCCUAAAACCAUGCACUCUCCACUAAACCACUGACCAAUCUGUAUUACACUAGGGUUCACGCACGAAUUCGAGUGCGGACAUGUUAGCCGUCAAAUAUAUUUGGGCUUGUCUCUCAGGUUUUAAAUGUUCGAAUGUCAUUGUGGUUAAUCAGUGCAGUUAUCAAUGCAAUUUUAUAUUCCUUAAAAGAAGAAAGAUUGAGUUUUUAUUGUACAUGUUGAGCGGGGAAGGGAAGAGUGUUAUGUAUUUAAUUUAAUUUGGAACAGAUCACAGCCCUUACAGAGCUGUGGGUUGCAUUUGCGAUCUUGGACUGCCCACUGUAUGUACAUACAAUAUGCUCUUUAGGAUGUAAAUCUUAGAUACGCACAGAGUGAAUGUAGGUCAUCAUUAAUAAAAUUAUUAAACUGUA